Messenger RNA from Fraxinus pennsylvanica, 1068 nucleotides. NCBI's taxonomy places the organism in Eukaryota, Viridiplantae, Streptophyta, Magnoliopsida, Lamiales, Oleaceae. The record is from the annotation of a GenBank genome assembly.
AUGGCGCUUCGUAGAACAUUUGGGAAGCGCCUCUUCAACGCCACCAACAGAGAAUCUUCUUCUCCAUCACUCACCAUUCUCAAUCACUCGCCUAAACCACCAAAUGCUGCCAAAGCCCAAUCCCACUCCCCAGACUCCGUCGCCGCCGGUUUCUUCCGCCGCUUCCUCCAGCGCAGAUUCAUCAACAACCACUCCUCCCCCUCCAACUUCCCCUCCUUCCUGCCCCUCCCCGUCGGUGACAAGCUCCGAGAGAAGCUGAAAUCGCUGAACAUAGUCGGAGAUAACCGCCUCCGCCUUGAUGGGCUGAGCCCACCGCUACAGACGGUGGAGGAGGAGGAUGAGUUUGGUGUAAGUGUGAAGGAUGUGAAGAGGGUGUUAAGAGCUAUUGAGUUGGAGAAAGUUAAGGAAAGGCUGAGGAAUAUUCCGGCGAGUACAAUUCCGUACGGCGAGUUCGUACGGAUCUGCCAUGACGUGUGUGGGAAUGAAGAACUGGGGCUGCAAUUUUCCAAGGCUUUGGAUGAAUCCGGAAACGUCAUCGUUUUGGGCAACAUCGUUUUCCUCAGACCUAAUCAGGUGGCAAAAUCAAUGGAGAAAAUAAUCACACAAUCAAUAACCAUGCCAAACGACCCAAGAAGGAAAGAACUGGACCAGCUGGAAAAUCAAAAGGCCUUGAUUGACCAAAAAGCCCAAUCCCUUGUUCGUGGGGAACUCUAUUGUGGGCUGGGCUUUUUGGUCCUCCAAACAUUGGGCUUUAUGAGGCUCACUUUUUGGGUUGAUUCAACCCUACACUACCUCGGGAUUUGCUUCUUUGUCACCUCUCUUCACUUUGCACUUGCCUAUGCCUUCUUUUUGAGGACAUCAAAGGAGCCCACUUUCGAAGGCUAUUUUCAGCGACGGUUCAAAGUAAAGCAAAAGAAGCUUAUGAAAAUUCACAACUUUGAUAUUGAGAAGUACCAUGAACUACGUGAAGCCUUUUAUCCUCACUACUCGAAACUAGAACACUGCAGAAACGUUGCACUAUACGGCGAUCAUGCACGAGGAGCACUUUUUAGUUGUGUGCACGGUUGA